Molecule: messenger RNA, 3940 nt
Organism: Ahaetulla prasina
Lineage: Eukaryota; Metazoa; Chordata; Lepidosauria; Squamata; Colubridae
Product: tigger transposable element-derived protein 3-like
Exons: 3
Coding region: 823-2847 (674 amino acids)
Cellular component (GO): nucleus
Molecular function (GO): DNA binding
Source: RefSeq, a predicted model, not a curated record
GCCUCCCCAUGGCCUGUCUGCCCUGAUCUUCCGGCGGGCGACCGAGGCAGGCCAGAGCCGGGACUUCUUUGGGGCCUCCCUGCCCGCCAGGUGAUGCUCGGCUUCCAGCCUCCUUUCCCCACCUUCAUCCCUCCUUCAUCCUCCGUUACCCUGAGCAACCGGCUGGAGAGGGGGUGGGGAACCAGGCCAGGCCAGGCAGAGCCAGCUACCACCAAACCCCUCGUCCCCAGCCGCACAGACUUGGUCGAAGCUCAGAGUUGUGCAAUGAGGCAGUGGGGUCCCUCAACAUGACCAACCAACAAAUACAGGCACUCCUGGACUUAUGACCGUUUUUCACCUUUGUGACCGUUGCAGAAUCCCCACAAUCACCUGAUUCAAAAUUCAGACUCUUGGGAACCGACUCGUAGUUAUGAUGGUCGCGGCCUUCCGGGGCGGGAGGGGUCACAUGGUCCACUUUUGCGACCUUCUGACCAGCAAAGUUGACGGGGAAGCCGGAUUUCCUUCCCCACCGUGUUACCUGCUAAACAGCUGCAGCGAUUCGCUUAACAAAGAUGGUUGCAAAACGAGACAUGAAACGAAUGCCUCGCCGAAUGACCGAAACUGUGGGCCACAAUGGCAGUCAUAAGGCGAGGACCACUGGUAGAGAGACAUUUGGGGAUACAACCGGUGUGACUUGUCCCUUCUGCCGAUAUGUGGGACCAAGGAUGAGGGUGUCCUCCUUUGGUUCCUCGCAGAUCCGUCCGGCUUCUGAAGCAUCCCGGCAUCCUGGCUGAGGACCCUGCCAUAGAAGAUCUUGGCGAUACCUCCGAGGAGGCAGCGAGAAUGAUGAAGGAGAUGGAACGGGACCCGGAGAACUGCGGCUACCAAGGAGUUGAAGAGAGCUGGCAGCCAAAAAUCAUUAAGCAGGAAGAGGAGGAAGAUGAUGGGUUGGAGAUGCAUCUUAACCAGUUGGAGGCUGCCGCCGUCGUGCAAUGUGCCACCAACGGACUCCACCAGGUUGCGCAAAAACCAAGCAGCCCCGAGCCCAUUCUGUUGGGUUCCGGGGCCACCAACGAGGAGAUCCUAUUGGUCGACUAUCAAGUGAGUCCUUUAGUUCGGGGGUGCAGACCCCAGCUGGGGGAGCUGCCCCACUGGUGCCUGGAAUGCGGCAAAAGUUUCAGUCUGAAAUCUGAGCUGGAAAUUCACCAGUCCAAGCAUGCCGGGCAGAAUUCCUUCAUCUGCGGUGACUGCGGGCGGAGCUUCAUGGAGCACAUGGCGCUGUCAGGGCAGGGCGCUUGUGCCGCAGGGCACCCCUUCAGCCCUUCCGUGAGCCGGAGAAAGGGACCGUCCCUGCCCGGUGAAGCCGGGGUUCAACGCAAGGAGCGCAAAGAACUGUCUCUGCAGGAGAAAGUCCGUGUACUGGAGAUGCUCGAAGGGCCCAAGGUCUCUCAGAGUGAACUGGCCAAGCGAUUCGGGGUAUCCCAGCCCCAGAUUUGCCGUAUCAUCAAGAACAAAGAACGUAUUCUGGCUGAAUGGGGGAAAAACGCCAAUCCAGGUCGCAAACGGAAGCUGGAAGACAAAGGUCCAGCUGGCGGCGACCGAGCAUUCUUGCAGUGGUUCGAACGCAGCUGCGGACACCCAUUCUCUGCCGAGGGGAAACUUUGGCAAGAGAAAGUCACCUUCGGAGGUGGGGAACCAGGCUUGGAAACCACCCUCCAGUGGCCAAACAGCUCCCUGGCCAAGCCAAAAACUGGCCCCAGGAGGUCCCUCCCGGAGAAAUGGAGCCGGGAACUUCUGGAGGAGGAAGACGAUGAAGACGACAAUCGCUGGGAAAGUACGACGCUGCCCUGUAUCCUCAGCCACUAUGACCUUCCCAAUGUCUACGCUUGUGGAGAGACGGGGAUGCUCUUUAGAGCGACCCCCGAAGAUCUGGUGGCCCGGAGAGGCGGCGAAGCCCAGGACCAGCUGACCAUCUUGCUCUGUGCCAACAUGGAUGGCUCGGAUAAAAAAGAUGUGUUAAUUGUGGGCAAGGCUGCGCGGCCAUUUGGUGACCUUCAGGGAUUGUCUUCUGCAACCUACAAGAUGAACAGUAGGGCCUGGAUGACUCCCACCAUCUUUUCUGAGUGGCUUCAGAAGUUCAACGAGGAGAUGAAACAGCAGGAGAGGCGGGUGGCGCUCUUCGUCACACAGUGCGGCGUCCAUCCCUACGCCGAGCUCUCCAACGUCCAGAUGGUCUUCAUGCCUCCUCACCUCGCCUGGCUGCCUCCCCUGGAGCAAGGGGUUAUCCAGAAUUUUAAGUGCCACUACCGGAGAAGGAUGUUGACCCAUCUCUUGGUCAAGGACCACGGCAAAGUCUCCAGCCCCACCAGCAAACUCUCCAGGUUCCUCACCCUUCUGGAUGCUGUCCACCUGUUGGUCCAAGCGUGGUCGGAGGUGUGUCCUCAAACCAUAGCAAACUCUUUCAAAGCGGCGGGCUUCAGCGCAAAUCCCCGCCUGCUGACCCCUCCGUUAGAAGUAGUCCAAGCAUUGGGCUGCAAGGAUCAAGACCAGUUUGAACAGUACGUGUUGAUGGAUGAAGGGUUGGAAUGUUUUGGAGACCAGGAGAGUAUAGACCCAACAAAGGAGGUCCCUCAACCCCAAGAACCCAUCUCAGUGAGAGCAGAAGAAGAGGAGAAGGAGGAACCAGCCCUCUUCUCCUGUCCCUCCAAGGCCGAAGUCGUGGACAGCUUGGCGAAGCUGCGGCGCUACCUGGAGUGCCAUUCGGUGUCACCCAACACCUUCCAGACGUUCUACCAGCUGGAGGACCUGAUCCACGCCCUGGCUCUUUCCGACAUGCAGUUGGUCAGAGCCAAACCUUGCCAAGACUGACCCCAACAUAGACCUUGAACGGACGGAGCACUCCGGAUCCUGAAACGGGUGUCCAGAAAUCCACCAAGGUGUGCUUUUGGGGCUUCUGGACACCCUGUAAAGUCUCCAAGUAGUUUUUGGCAUGUAGUAUCGAGUGAGAUGCUGCCAUUUUCUUCCUGAGGAAACUGCAGAGUAGCAGGUUUCUAGAGAGAAAUGAGGGGAGGAAAAAUUAUUUCUGGACGUAACUGCCCACCCACCUUCUUGCAGAGAAUCUGGGGAGGGGAUGGUGGACAGCAGGGGUCUUCCACUUGACCCGUCCUGGCUUCUGUUUACACACUAAGGGAGAGUUUGUUCUGUGUAUCCAGUUGUGGUUUCUAGAGCAUGAUUCAGCCUAGGUACCCCUCCCCAAUAGUGGUUAACAGCAGGUUUGCAAAUGUAGAAAUUUGUGGAUAACAGAAAGAUCUGGGGAUUCCGAGGGGAGGGGCCAAACCAUGCCACACCCCCACAUGCACACGAUAGGAGUCAGUCCCCUGCAUCGGAUGCAAAGGAGAGCCUCUGCACCCCUCAUACGAAGGGCCUCUUCCUGACUUGUAUGGGACACCAUGAGACCCUCGGCCUGUACAGGCGACAAACCCCUGUGGAGAAGGAGUAUCACGAUCGCUGAUGUUGGGAGGACUUAAGGCUCACCAGUUGGGGAAAGGGGAUGUGAGGGGUCACGGGGCCCGAAUGGAAGUUCUUCUUCUGAGGUCCUUAGGACGCCACAGCAAAUCGGGGUGACGGAGGUUGCUUCAUGCCAGGACAGCAACAACCGAAGCUGACCCACUUCUCUGGGGGUCAUUACCUUGGAGUGAUGUUCCAUUUCAAGCCCUGCUUGGCCACCAACAGUGGAACAGACCACCCCACGAAAGAGGAGAAGACGGCUGGAUGAAACCCAGAAGCUACAUUAGGGCAACAGCGGUGCUGAGAGGGAAAAGCUUUGGAGUUUCCCAGAAUUCCCCUCCUUUUGAAGAAUAAGAGGGAGGGGUGCGGAUGCUCAGUCUGGGCGUCUGAAGGGCUCUGACUUUACAGAUGGAAAUGGUUUUCUGACCAGAUGCCAAUAAAGUGUUGAAAGGCU